Cannabis sativa is the source of this 780-nucleotide messenger RNA. RefSeq names its product cyanogenic beta-glucosidase-like. NCBI's taxonomy places the organism in Eukaryota, Viridiplantae, Streptophyta, Magnoliopsida, Rosales, Cannabaceae. Gene Ontology annotation, biological process: carbohydrate metabolic process. The coding region runs from base 1 to 780 and encodes 259 amino acids. Gene Ontology annotation, molecular function: beta-glucosidase activity. The transcript is spliced from 7 exons. The record is from RefSeq and is a predicted model, not a curated record.
AUGGUGUUGUUAAUUGGUGUAAUUAAAUCAUCAAUAUCAACCAUUAAUAAUAUUCCUACUCAAUAUAACACUUGUUCACUCAAUCGUUCAAGUUUUCCAACUGGUUUUCUCUUUGGGACAUCUUCCUCAGCUUAUCAGUACGAAGGUGGUGCCCAAGAAGGUGGCAAGGGACCAAGUAUAUGGGAUACUUACACACACAAACAUCCAGAUAAGAUAAAGGACGGUAGCAAUGGCGAUGUGGCUGUUGAUGCAUAUCAUCGCUAUAAGGAGGAUGUGAAAAUUAUGAAGGAAAUGGGAUUGGAUGCUUAUAGAUUCUCUAUCUCAUGGCCAAGAUUGCUACCAAGUGGAAAGCUAAGUGGGGGAGUGAACAAGGAAGGAAUCAAAUACUACAACAACCUAAUUAAUGAACUCCUAGCCAAUGGCUUAAAACCAUUUGUAACACUCUUCCACUGGGAUCUUCCCCAAGCCUUAGAAGAUGAAUAUGGGGGUUUCUUAAGCCCUAACAUAGUGCACCAUUUCAAGGAGUAUACAGAGCUAUGUUUCAAGGAAUUUGGUGAUAGAGUGAAGCAUUGGAUCACAUUGAAUGAGCCAAUAGCUUAUAGUGUGGCUGGUUAUGCAACAGGAAUGUUCCCACCAGGAAGGUGUUCCGAAUGGCAACACAUGAAUUGUACGGCUGGGAAUUCUGGCACCGAGCCAUAUUUGGUCACGCACCACCAACUUCUCGCUCAUGCAGCCUCGGCUAGGCUUUACAAGGACAAGUAUCAGGUACGUCGACCUUAA